Messenger RNA from Trichoplusia ni (cabbage looper), 2689 nucleotides. It is a transcript of the gene Fbxo42, whose product is annotated as F-box only protein 42. Gene Ontology annotation, molecular function: protein binding. Bases 517 to 2364 code for a protein of 615 amino acids. Lineage: Eukaryota; Metazoa; Arthropoda; Insecta; Lepidoptera; Noctuidae. The transcript is spliced from 3 exons. The record is from RefSeq and is a predicted model, not a curated record.
UUUAUUGUGCCGUGUGGUGUACAUGUGGUAGGCAAAACUAAAGUGAGGAUAAUAAGUCUGUAGUUAUUGUGACAAAUGAUGUGAUCAACAAUUUAAUAGUUAGUGCAAGUGAAAAUUUGUUUAACUAUUUGACCUUUGCUCUAUAUUUGAUAAUGUUUUGCGGCUACAUAUUAAAUUCAGUUACUGUUCCAUGGUAUUAAAACGUUUGAAGCCCAUUCGAACAAGUUUCUAAGAAUUCAGGAAUGUCCAUUAUUUUAUUGAUUGAUGAAAAUAUUUAGUAACUGUGUUCAUUCGUCAUCUCACUCAUCUCCAUCACUUAAGAUCUAACCAUCUGUCAGUGUCAAAUUCUGCAAUAGCAACUGUCGAAUUCUGUCAUCAAAUUUAAUCAAUUAAUUUCAUUCUUAUAAUAAAAUUAUCAAUGUUUUCAAUUUUGAGUCCAAGUAUCUUGCCAAUAUACUUUUUAAUUCAAGUAAUGUGAUGAAUAUCUAACAGCUCACUCAACUACUUGACAAAAAUAUGGAUGUGAUACACCAAUCUUUGAGUCAACAAACUUUACAAAGCACUAUCGAAGACCUACCAGAUGAAGUCUUGGAAUUUAUUUUAGGAUUUCUGCCACCGUAUAAGGAUUUACAGAACUGUAUGAUUGUUUGUAAACGAUGGUAUAAUUGCGCUCAAAAUGUCUUACACAAAACAUCAAUAAAGUUGAUUAAAGCAGUGGGAGAAUUCAAUAUAUUAUGGAAAAACAUUGCUGCCACUGACAUGGUGCCUACUAUUACCAAACGAUUUUCACAUGCUGCCUGUGUUCUUGAGAACAAUAUGUACAUAUUUGGGGGCUGCACCACAAAUGCCACUUCUUUUAAUGAUCUUUGGCGGUUUGAUUUAUCUGUCAGGCAGUGGGUGAGGCCCCUUGCCACUGGCACAUAUCCUGUUCCUAAAGCAUACACCUCAAUGGUACACUAUAAAGAUGGUUUAAUAGUUUUUGGAGGCUGGACUUAUCCUUCACCUUCUCAAUAUUACCAAAAUGUGACAAUGUUUAAUGAAAUACACUUUUAUUGUGUGAAUACAAAUAAGUGGAUUUUACUAAAUGCAACAAACAGUCCACCUCCUAUGGCAGGACAUUCAGCAUGUAUGAGGGGUGAUGAAAUGGUGGUGUUUGGAGGCCUGGUUAUGUCAGCUGUCCAGAACUAUCAAAUACAAUGUUCCAAUGAUGUAUGGGUCUUAGAUGUACCAACACUAACCUGGAGGAAACAAGCGACAACCAAACUCAGGCCAUCACCAAGAUAUGCUCAAUCUCUCAUUUGUUUAGACUCUGACCGGCUGAUGCUGUUGGGUGGUGUACAAACAUUGCAUAACCGCUUUGUGUACAGUGACUGUUGGAUAUUGAUAAUGAAAGGGCCUACAUGGACAUGGAAAGAAAUGCUUGUCAAGAAUAAAGAGUGGGCUUCUGCUAACAUCUGGUGUAACCCUGCUUGUAGGGUUGGUGAUAAGGUUGUGAGUUUAAGUAGAAGCAGAAAUGGUUGGAACAGUGCCAAACCUUUAGUAACCUCAGCAGUCAGAUUGUCAGCUCUGAGUAGACCUGAGGGUGCACCAGUCUCUGUAAGAGUGGAGCAAAGUUUACAAAGGCCUCUUGAUAGGGAUCAAAAUAUUAAUGGUAGAAGAGGAGUUUUGCCAAGAAGAUUGUCUAAUCCUCCAAGGCAAGAUCAGCAAGUUAACCCCAACAAUGAACCCGUAGCAGGCCCAAGCAAUCAACAGGGGAUACCACAAAACCCUGUGCUGCCUAAUGAAAAUAAUUCUGACCAGAAUGGUGUUGCUGGACCUAGUUCAGAUUCUAAGCCUUUAAAUGGACUAGAGGCUGGAAAAAAAGAUCUAGCAAUGCGAAGGAAUAAAAAUAAGAACAAAGGCAUGAAAAUAGUAAGACAGUUACAGGAAGCAAACAAGUACAGGAUGGCAGCAUUUGCCUGUGAUACAACUCAAAAUACACCUGCAGAAAAUGAUCUCAUUAAUCAAAGACAAAUAGCUCACUUAGAAAAUAGAAGAGAACCAUUGCCUAUACCUCCUAAUCCACAACAGCAACAGCCAGUGGUUAAGAAAGUGAAACGAAAUACUUUGACAAUGCAUGUUUUGGACAUUUCUACUGUUGUUAAUGGUAAUUCUUUAAAUUAUGUGUCAUGGCUCUGUCCUCGUUUAGGCGAAAUGACAGGGGCUCCAGAAGAACUAGUUAUGUACUCAUUGGUAAAAGGGAAUGGGGAACUAAUUAUGUUUGGUGGAGUGCACAAUGAUAUCAGUAUUUUAAAUUGUUCUGAACACCAAAACAUGUAUUCAAACUCAUUGCACUUUAUUAUGCCGCCCAGAGAUAUAAUAUAAAAAGUAGAUUCUUCUAAAAGUUAAAACUUAAAAUUGCUGUCAUCCUGUUUUAUGUGACUCUCCACUACUUUACUAUCUUCCUAUGCCUACUUUACUUGUUACAUAAUAAUUGUUCCGAAUUGUUUCGUUGGCAUUAAACUGGCGUAAUACAAGUUUUGCUUUUACUGGCAAACCAUUUACUGCAUUACUAAUCCAGUUUAAUAGUCUUAAGAUUCUGCAUUCUUAAUAAUAACAAAUUAAAAUGUGUUCUGUGAUUUCUGUUGUAAAUAUGGCUUAUUGUAUAAUGUAACUAAGCUUAUAAUUAAAAGUUGAUUUAUUACUAAAA